CAGAUAAGCUACGCUUCCACAAGCAUUGACCUGAGUGACAAGUCGCGGUUUGAGUACUUCUCUAGAGUGGUUCCCCCUGACUCAUUCCAGGCUCGUGCCAUGGUGGACGUUGCAGCAAGUUUUGGCUGGAACUACGUCAGCACCCUGGCCGAUGAUGGAAACUAUGGAGAAAGGGGUGUUAGUGCUUUUGAAGAAAAUGCCAAGCAGUUUGGCAUAUGUGUUGCUCAGUCCUUGAAGAUUUCUAGACUUGCAACAGAUGCAGAGUUUGACAAGAUUGUUAACGAUCUUCUUGCCAUUAAUAAGGCGCGGGCAGUGAUCAUGUUCGUAAAUGAGGACAACUGCCGCAAGCUUCUCUCAACUCUGCGUCGGAUGAACCGUACCUCUGAGCUCACACUACUGGCCAGCGACAGCUGGGGCGCAAAGAUCCACCCAGUGUAUGGGCAGGAAGUGCUUGCUGAGGGAACAGUCAGUCUGCUUCCUAAACGCAGGGUCAUAGAGGAAUUUGAUGCCUAUUUCCUUGACCUUGACCUUUCCCAUGACCAGAGGGACCCAUGGUUUAGUGAAUAUUGGGAGUCCAUAUUUGACUGCAGUCUCAAGGGAAAAACAAACAAAACACAGUGCACAGGCAAAGAGGACAUUCGAACAUUUCACAAGGAGCACUAUGAGCAAGAAGGCCUAGUUCAGUUCGUCAUAGACUCAGUGUAUGCCCUAGCCUAUGCGAUUCACAACCUCCUGCAGGUGGUAUGUCCCUCUACGCCACACGAGUGUCUUGAGCGUGGAGUACUCAAUGGGGAGGAUGUCCUGCACUAUAUACGCAACGUCUCCUUUACUGGUAUCAGUGGAGACGAGGUGAAGUUUGAUGACAAGGGCGACGGCCUGGGCAAGUACGACAUCUUCCAGUACCAGUACGUCAACGAGGGGCGCUUCAACUAUGUGCAUAUUGGAGAGUGGACUGACAGAUUGGUAAUUUUCAACAACUCACUUAGAUUCCGAAACCGCGCCUCUGAGCCACCAAGGUCCGUGUGUAGCGAGGAAUGCCCAUUCGGUUAUGCAAAAAAUAACACAGGGGAAAGCGACAGCUGUUGCUGGGUGUGUAUCCGUUGCCUAGAGCACCAGAGACUGAAGAAUGAAUACACCUGCGAGGACUGUCCCAGUGGCUUCCGACCCAGCCAGAACCUCACUCUGUGUAUUCCCCUCCCCGUUGUACAUCUCAAGUGGGAUUCACUGUGGGUGCUGCUUCCUGUUUCCGUGUCAACUCUCGGAAUGUUGGCAGCUGCUUAUGUAAUAUACGUGUUUGUCAAGUACAAUAAUACACCACUUAUCAUGGCAUCCGGGCGAGAACUCUGUUACGUUAUGUUGAGCGGAAUAUUCAUGUCCUACGCCACGACUUUCAUCCUUCUGGCACGACCAUCGAUAAUCAUCUGCACAGUUAAAAGAUUUGUUCUAGGAAUCUCCUUAUGCUUGAUAUACGCUUCAGUUCUCAUAAAGACGAACCGAAUAUACCGAAUAUUCAACCGAGGGGUGAAGGCCAUGGUGAAGAAGCCAAGCUACACAAGUCCUCGAUCGCAGAUCUGCAUCUGUUUGUGUCUCGUCUCUGUUCAAGUCGUAGGGGGACUGACCUGGAUUGGGUUUGAAAAGCCAGAAACAAUGUAUGUGAAACAUUACACAGACUCCUUGGUGCUCACGUGUAAAGCAAGCCAGAUUGCUAUCCUGCUAUCGCUCACAUAUAACAUGCUUCUUGUUAUUCUGUGUACUGUGUUUGGAUUUAAGACACGGAAGAUUCCACAGAAUUUCAACGAGGCCAAGUAUAUAGCGUUCACAAUGUAUAGUACCUGCAUUGUAUGGCUAGCAUUCAUACCAAUCUACUUUGGUGCCAUUCACGAGUAUAAGAUUGAGGUCACAUCACUGUGCAUGUGUGUGAGUAUCAGCUCUACUGUGGCACUUGUGUGUCUGUUUGGUCCUAAGGUGUACAUCGUAAUCUUCCAGCCCCACAAGAACAUACGUCAGGGCACCAUGCCCUCUCUGCAGGCGGCGGGGCGGAGCUUGGCCAAGCCAUUUAUGCCAACAGCCAAUCAAAACAGGUUGUGCAGCACACCUACGUUGUCCUACGAGACAAAUAACGGACACUUUCACAGUGUACCGACGACUGUUGACUCGAAACGUACCACACCUACAAUCGAGGCUGUGAAUGACAUGUUUUCAGAUAGUCUUGAGGAGGAGGAGGAGGAAGACUUUUGUGAGGAUUCCUUUGCUGUGCCAAGGUCUAUGGAGGACAAAGCGACAUCAACGUCAGAACAAUAACAUGAUUUUGCUUUUUGGUUUCUUUUUUUUGUGCACAAAUUCGAUUUAUA
Dreissena polymorpha is the source of this 2351-nucleotide messenger RNA. RefSeq names its product metabotropic glutamate receptor 8-like. The transcript is spliced from 8 exons. Gene Ontology annotation, molecular function: adenylate cyclase inhibiting G protein-coupled glutamate receptor activity. The record is from RefSeq and is a predicted model, not a curated record. Gene Ontology annotation, cellular component: membrane. Gene Ontology annotation, biological process: G protein-coupled glutamate receptor signaling pathway; regulation of synaptic transmission, glutamatergic. Bases 100 to 2301 code for a protein of 733 amino acids. NCBI's taxonomy places the organism in Eukaryota, Metazoa, Mollusca, Bivalvia, Myida, Dreissenidae.